AUGACUUCUUCAGCAGCAGCCCCCGUGCAGAAUGCAGUUUCAGAUCGGGAUACUGCCCAGCUAGUCAAAGAACACUCGCAUGCAUUCCAGAACAGAUUAAACACAACUCAAACAGAUAGCCCACCUAUUCCUGAAACGGCAAAGUCCGAUAUAGACACCGAUCAGCUAAAGGCAGAAGCAGGGCUUGAGGCACCCAAGCCCGCCUCAGAAACUACGCCACCUGUGACAGAGCCCACAGAAUCUGCUCCCGGCAGUGCUCCCAUUGCCCGUCAGUCACAAAUCUCAGUAGGGCCCAAAAAUGAGACAGUGGCGGGUGAGAAACGUGACAUUGAUUCGGCUGUGACGCCCACUCCAGCCCUGGCUGAGGACGAGGAGCAACAAAAGCCUGAACCGUCAGAUGAGCCUGAUACCAAGAAGCUGAAGACAGACGAAAAGCCUGUCUCAGAUUCCAAUGGCACCGCUGCUGCUCCUUCCAACACAGAGAACGGAGCAAAGAAGGAGGUCAGUCGGUCCAAGAAGGAGAAGAUCAAGGAUGUCGUGAACAGGGUUAUCCCAGGAGAUGGUAUUGGUAGCCGGACUCGCAGCCGGACAAAGGGUGCUUGA
Molecule: messenger RNA, 603 nt
Organism: Penicillium hordei
Lineage: Eukaryota; Fungi; Ascomycota; Eurotiomycetes; Eurotiales; Aspergillaceae
Exons: 2
Coding region: 1-603 (200 amino acids)
Source: RefSeq, a predicted model, not a curated record